AUGAAAACCCUCAACUUCAUAACCGGUAACAAGAACAAGCUCAGCGAGGUUCGCGCCAUCCUCGGCGAAACUGUUGUCGUCGAUAACAAGUCUGUCGAUGUCCCCGAAAUACAAGGGACUAUUGAAGAGAUUGCAAAGGAGAAGUGUCGGAGGGCCGCCGAUGCGGUCGGAGGCCCAGUCUUGACAGAGGAUACUGCGCUUGAAUUUCACGCGUACAAAGGCCUUCCAGGCCCAUACAUCAAAUCAUUCCUCGAAGCCCUAGGACAUGAAGGUCUUAACAAAAUGCUCGAUUCCUUCGAUGAUCGUUCCGCAGAGGCAGUAUGUACAUUUGCUUUCUCGAAUGGACCUGGUGAAGAACCCCUGAUCUUCCAGGGGAGGACUUUGGGGAAGAUUGUUUCCGCUCGAGGACCGCCAAACUUUGGCUGGGAUCCCAUCUUCGAGUACGAGGGUAAAACAUAUGCGGAGAUGGAGAAAGAGGAGAAGAACAAGAUAUCCCACCGCUACAAAGCCCUCAUGAAAUUGAAAGCAUGGUUGGUUGAGAAUGAGGCGGGUUCAAGCUCAUAA
Molecule: messenger RNA, 564 nt
Organism: Talaromyces marneffei
Lineage: Eukaryota; Fungi; Ascomycota; Eurotiomycetes; Eurotiales; Trichocomaceae
Exons: 6
Coding region: 1-564 (187 amino acids)
Biological process (GO): nucleoside triphosphate catabolic process
Cellular component (GO): cytoplasm
Molecular function (GO): nucleoside triphosphate diphosphatase activity
Source: RefSeq, a predicted model, not a curated record